Otolemur garnettii (small-eared galago) is the source of this 4276-nucleotide messenger RNA. It is a transcript of the gene AVPR1A, whose product is annotated as arginine vasopressin receptor 1A. NCBI's taxonomy places the organism in Eukaryota, Metazoa, Chordata, Mammalia, Primates, Galagidae. The record is from RefSeq and is a predicted model, not a curated record. Gene Ontology annotation, biological process: positive regulation of vasoconstriction; regulation of systemic arterial blood pressure by vasopressin; G protein-coupled receptor signaling pathway. The coding region runs from base 1 to 1536 and encodes 511 amino acids. The transcript is spliced from 3 exons. Gene Ontology annotation, molecular function: peptide binding; vasopressin receptor activity. Gene Ontology annotation, cellular component: membrane.
AUGGGCGGGGCGGUAACUGAGCGGGGAACGCGGCGCUUUCCGACCCUGGGAGGGCACCGCACCCGCCUGGCCGCAGUGGGGAAGAGCUGCGCGCAGAGAGCGGCUCAGCCUGCGGGGGACGCGGAGCAGGAGACGCCCGCGGGAUUGCGGGGUCCGGCGAGCGGCCAUCGCUGGAAAGACGGUGGGCAAGGGGCAGGAGCCCCAAUCCUCCGGGGCUGGGAGAGGACGGCCGGUGCGGGCCAGGACUUCGGGGGACCGCACCGGGGCCUCGGGGGAGGGACGAGCAGGCGGUGCCAGGACAGCAUGCGUGUCUUCGGAGGCUCCGAUGCGGGGCCCUGGGGCAAUUCCAGCUGUACUAACGCCAGCUUGGAGACCGAGGACCUCGGGAAAGGCGGCGGCCCGCCCCGGGACGUUCGCAACGAGGAGCUGGCCAAACUGGAGAUCGCGGUGCUGGCCGUGACUUUCUUGUUGGCGGUGCUGGGCAACAGCAGCGUGCUGCUGGCGCUGCACCGCACGCCGCGCAAGACGUCCCGCAUGCACCUCUUCAUCCGCCACCUGAGCCUGGCCGACCUCGCGGUCGCCUUCUUCCAGGUGCUGCCGCAGCUGUGCUGGGACAUCACGUACCGCUUCCGCGGGCCGGACUGGCUGUGCCGCGGGGUGAAGCACCUGCAGGUGCUCUGCAUGUUCGCGUCGGCCUACGUGCUGGUGGUCAUGACCGUCGACCGCUACAUCGCCGUGUGCCACCCGCUCAAGACGCUGCAGCAGCCGGCGCGCCGCUCGCGCCUCAUGAUCGCAGCAGCGUGGGUGCUGAGUUUCCUGCUGAGCACGCCACAGUACUUCGUCUUCUCCAUCAUCGAGGUGGACAACGUGACCAAGGCCCUCGACUGCUGGGCCACCUUCAUCCAGCCCUGGGGCUCCCGCGCCUACGUGACCUGGAUGACCGUCAGCAUCUUCGUGGCUCCGGUUGUCAUCCUGGGCACCUGCUACGGCUUCAUCUGCUACAACAUCUGGAGCAAUGUCCGCGGGAAAACCGCGUCGCGCCACAGCCCGGGCGCGGAGGGAGCGGGCGGCGCGCUCCGCAAGGGGCUCCUGCUGGCGCCCUGUGUCAGCAGCGUGAAGACCAUCUCCCGCGCCAAGAUCCGCACGGUGAAGAUGACCUUCGUGAUCGUGACGGCGUACAUCGUCUGCUGGACGCCUUUCUUCGUCAUCCAGAUGUGGUCGGUCUGGGAUGAGAAGUCGAAGUGGAACGAGUCAGAAAACCCCACGGUCACCAUCACUGCACUGCUGGGUUCCCUGAACAGCUGCUGCAACCCUUGGAUAUACAUGUUCUACAGCGGCCACCUCCUGCAAGACUGUGUGCAGGGCUUGCCCUGCUGCUGCAGCGUGGAGCACAGACUCAACAAAGGAGACACAGACAGCGUGAGCCGGAGGCAGACGUCUUACUCCAACAACCGAAGCCCCACCAGCAGCAUGGCCACAUGGAAGGACUCCCCCAAAUCCUCCAAGUCCAUCAGGUUCAUUCCUAUUUCUACCUGAGCCCUCCGUCCACGCAGCCUGACUCCUGUGCUUGACUGUUUGGCCUAUUUGCUGAACUGAGCUAGAAAUCAUAAGGACAAAGGAACUUUACUGAGAUGAGCAUAAUUAAUUCACUGGGUACCAGACUCUGUUUCAGGCUCCAUCUUCACACGGCUAUGACAAAAACUAUGAAUUAUUUUGUACGGAGUAUUAAUGACAACACACUGCACUACAAUGUGCUGGCCUAAUUCCCGUAAAUAUAACAGAAGUGAUGUUUCCAGAGGAAAAAUUGUGACUAUUCUCUUGUUGGUGUCUUUGAUUUUUCUCUUUUUCUGAUGUAAGAAGGGCUUGACUGGCACUCUUGCUGAACAAAGUGAUCCCAUCGUCAGCUGUAGUAUGUAAAGGAGACAUCAGAGGAAUUAUGUUUUCAUCCAAUAAAAUCAGUUUGUGCAUCAGAAAAUGCAGCCCCAAAUGGUGGCCUGGAGUUGGGACGCUGUCUGGGAGAGGCGUGAGUGCCGGGGUGUACUGAUCAGGAGGAGGCCACUCAGCGCCAAACAGGAAAGUUCUGUCAGAAGCUACGAACCGUCCGGUUUUCAAAGUGGUAACGUUAGACCUGCAGCAUCUCGUUCAGGUUCCUCACGGUCCAUCAGCCAGGAAUCUUUUAUGAUUCCUAAGAUGCUGAAGGUUAGAGAAAAUGUUGACAGCUGACUAAAAAAAUGUUUUUUCCCUACGACAAGGUUGUUUUAAAGUCAGAUUUCUAGGAGCAAUGUCAAACUUUAUUAGAAGAACAGAAAAAGAUUGUCCAAGGUACUCUGUAGAGUCCUGGGCUGUCCACCCUGUAGCCUGUAGAUCAAAUGCCGAUUAUUUGAGGCCCGUUUGCUUAUUUGUGGUGUCAGAUAUCACAAAACUUAUGCAUGGACCGUGUUUUUGCUGGCCACGUGUCGUUAUUGUUUGUGUUUUUAAUGUGUGGCCCAAUGUGCAACAGGGGGAAAAAAUAAGGUUGGAUACCUCUGCCACACUUUCUCUCAAACACUGUCCAUAUAUUUUGACCAGAACAUGGGUGUCCCAUGCUAUGCUAGAAAUGCGAUCAUUACCUUCAUGUUGGGGAACUAGAUUCCUAAAGAAAAGUCUCCUCAAGAAGGACUCAGGAUAUAUAGUGUCACCACGUGUUUAGGUGAGAAUGGCUUGCUCUUUCUUUCCAAUCUCCCGCUCACCUAACAGAAGAGGCAGGGCCGGGGCGGAAGAGCAGACAGAGACAGAACUCUUCCCCGCCUCAUCUGGCUGCCUUCUUAGUAAAUGCAUGAUUUUAGGCAAGUUAUUUAAACACACAGGAAGCCUCGGUUUCCUUGACUUACUCACGAUUUGUUGUGAGGACUAAAUUAAACAAAUGUGCGAGCAGAGCUUUACCUACAAGCAGUAGAGUGCUAUGUAUACACACUAGCAGUUGCUUUUAUUGUAGUCUUGGGAUCUGCAAAACGCACACAGCUUCUUUUUCUGUCUCAUUUUCAUUAGUGAGAGUUGUUUGGUUUCAUGGCUGCGAUUUAAAAUCCUAAAAUUUAAAUACAGAUCUGCAGACGUGCUGGAAAGCAUUGCCAACGGCGACUAAACUUGCCCUCUCCUGCCCAAUUAAGUUUUCCAGGUUAAAGGCAGAACUUGCUGUCCUUCAAAUGCGGGUGAAUCAAAGCCAGCCGCAGGCUUUCAUUUCUCAACAGAGAGGAAUUACCACACUCGCUGGCUGCCUUGCGCUUCUCAUCACUGGGACUCAGUUCUUUUCCCGUCAUUGAGCGGUUCCUCCUUCUUAGAGAUAGAUCAUGCAGAGGUUUGGGGAUACGUCAUAAAUAUUUUGCAUCCUUUAGAAACCUAACGGUUGCUUUUAAUAGUAUUGUUGGGUUUCUAUUUUGAGCUUUGUGGAUAAGAAUGAGGCCUGGAUGGCAUGGCAAGAACUUGGAAGCCCCGACUUCAUGCCUCUUCAUUCUGCUGGCUCUCCAAAUUCUCAGCCCUAAGACUCCCUGGAUUGAUAUGCCUAAAAAAUGUUUCCAAAUGUACUUUAGAGAUUACACUCUUAAGUUUUAGAAUUCUUCCUUCUAAAAAUAACAAACAUGUCUCUUAAAGGGCACUGUGUAAUGGAAGCUAUCAACUAAAUCAAUUCUUCUUUAUUUGAGUUAGAACAGCAUCUCAGUUGCCUGCCGUGUGAGGCCAUCAGCCCUUUUCAAGGCUUCUCUUUGAGAUAGAGGUAAGUGGGCUGUCAGAUAACAGAGCUGAGUACUAGUUCUAUGCUAAGAAACGUGGGUUUUUUUUCUCUGUGGUUUAGAGAAACAUCAUCUCUUUAAUUGCUGAACCUUCUUAAUGUUGUGCACCCAGAAUGGCGUUCAGAUAUGUUAAAACAAUAUUCCAAAUUAGAGGUGGUAGGUGGUAAGGAGAAAGUAUUCUGGGAUGGAAAAUUUUCUUUUUCUGGACCAAAGAAUAGACAUGAGACAUUGUGCCCAAUGAUGGGAACUCAAAAUAAGCCUUCUUAUGAAUAGUUCUUAAAUUUUGUUAUAUCACCUUAUUUUAUUUUGCACAGUUAUCUGUGGGAAUACCCUUCAAGUACAAACUAUUAAUGUAUCUAUGCUGGUUUCAGAGAUGCGAUAUAAAAAUCCCACCGAUAGGAAGACACUGGUCUAUUGGGCAUGUGAUAAAUAUUAAUUGAUGAUGAAAAAGAAGCACUUUACAGUACAUAUUAAGUGCUUAAUUGGUUAAUUUUGGAGCGUGUGUUUGUAAA